Dendronephthya gigantea is the source of this 967-nucleotide messenger RNA. Its product is annotated as deleted in malignant brain tumors 1 protein-like. Lineage: Eukaryota; Metazoa; Cnidaria; Anthozoa; Malacalcyonacea; Nephtheidae. Gene Ontology annotation, cellular component: membrane. Bases 35 to 967 code for a protein of 310 amino acids. The record is from RefSeq and is a predicted model, not a curated record. The transcript has 6 exons.
AAGGUGCAGAAAAAUAAAAUUCCGUGUUCACGAGAUGACAAGCUUUGCCUUCAUAACUGGCGUGAUUAUUUUUUUACUUCAAUUUGUACCACAUCGGUGUCAAGGUUUCCCACCUGGGUCGCUAAGGUUACAAGGGCCAUUAAGUGGCAAUGGUACUGGCCGUGUCGAAGUAUUGCACAAAGGGUACUGGGGGACAAUCUGUGAUGAUGGAUGGGAUAUGAAAGAUGCUAAAGUCGCAUGUCGUCAGCUUGGUUAUCAAGAUGUUGCAAGAACUCUUCAGAAGAACGAUUUUCCUUCUGGUUCAGGACGUAUUUGGCUAGUCGCUCUCGAUUGUACUGGAGAGGAAGAAAAUAUUACAAGCUGUUAUCAUAAUGGUUGGGGGAUUCAUUCCUGCUCUCAUUCUCAAGAUGUCGGAAUAGAAUGUUCUACAACAGAUCUUUCCACUACUCCAGUGAAACUGCGGUUACAAGGACCAUUAAGUGCAAAUGGUACUGGUCGUGUUGAAGUAUUAUAUCAUGGAUAUUGGGGAACAAUCUGUGAUUAUGGAUGGGAUACGCAGGAUGCUAGAGUUGUAUGUCGUCAACUUGGUUAUAAUCUAGAUCAUGUACACAGUAAAACUCUUCAUAGAAACCUGGUCCCUUCUGGUUCUGGACAGAUAUUGUUAGCCCACGUAGCUUGUAAUGGAAAGGAAAAUAACAUUAAAAGAUGUUCUCAUAAUGGUUGGGGGGCUAUUAAUUAUUGUUCUCAUUCUAACGACGCCGGAGUUGAAUGUUCUAACACAGCGGGAUUGAUACGAUUGCAAGGACCAAUAAGUGCAAAUGGUACUGGUCGUGUUGAAGUUUUCUACAAUGGACAAUGGGGAACAAUCUGUGAUGAUGGAUGGGACAUAAGAGAUGCUCGGGUUAUAUGUCGUCAACUUGGUUAUAAAGAUGCUGCCAGAGCACUUUAUGCUGGGAACAAAAUAUAA